ACUCGGAUCCCUUUUAGAGCCGCAGUUAGGGGGUUGGAUGCCGUUUCCCGACAAUAAACUGGAGUCAAGGACCGAGCAUACAUGUAUCGGCCACAGUGGAGUAAAUAGAGUUGUAAACAGCUGAUUGUAGCUUCGCUGAUCUUCACGAUUGGAGCUACAAAAUCACAAUGCUGCGCUCCAUUUGGUUUAUAACUUUAUUAUGCAUGACUUUUGUGGUCAUCAGUGCAGAAAUACAUCCAAUAGAUGUAGAGCCAGUGAUUAAAAAAGAGCAGCCAGAUUUUGAGGAUGACACAGGCAAUGGUUCUGUGUUGCAGGCUGGGAGCGGCCAUGCACCCAACUCCUCUUUGGAUGAAAAUAAGAAAAAUAAAGCAGAUGUUAGCUUUAUGCAUGCAUUUAUUGCUGCCCUUAGUAUGAUCAUUGUUACAGAGCUAGGAGAUAAAACCUUCUUCAUAGCUGCAAUUAUGGCAAUGAAUCAUCCAAGGGUAACAGUGUUUGCUGGAGCAAUGUUUGCGUUGACAGCUAUGCAUGUUAUGUCGGCUUUGUUUGGGUAUGUUAUUACGUGGAUCCCACGAGUGUACACUUUCUAUGCUUCAAGUGUUCUUUUUGCCAUAUUUGGCUUAAAAAUGUUACGUGAAGGCUGGAAAAUGAAACCGGAGGAAGCACAAGAAGAAUUUGAGGAAGUCCAGAUGGAUCUGAGACGCAGAGAUGAUGAU
Penaeus vannamei (Pacific white shrimp) is the source of this 713-nucleotide messenger RNA. The record is from RefSeq and is a predicted model, not a curated record. NCBI's taxonomy places the organism in Eukaryota, Metazoa, Arthropoda, Malacostraca, Decapoda, Penaeidae.